CAAUCAGAGGCAGGCAGCGCGAGUGCCACUUGAAUGGAUUUUUGUCGGCGAAUAACUUUGCUGCUGGUUUCUCCACACUAGCCCACCGCUCGCAUUUUCUGUCGGUUUGUUCUCCUAUAUGAGAGUCCAAAUUAUACUACAUGGUAUAAGAAGCACUUAGCACCACUCGGAAAAGUCUGUUAGUAGCAAACCCCUGAGGUCUGUCUGUACGGCUUAACUUUUGCAAAGUGGGCGUCCCGAGAUCUUUUGGAAUCUGGAUGGACUAAUAUGAAGAGCCUGAAGGCAAAGUUUAGGAAGAGCGAUGCCCAUGAAUGGAACAAGAAUGACGAGCGUCUCCUCAGUGCAGUGGAGCAUGGGGAGGCAGACAAAGUCACCUCUCUCAUCUCAAAGAAAGGAGCCAGUCCCACCAAGCUUGACAGUGAAGGAAAGUCUGCUCUACAUGUAGCAGCUACUCGAGGUCAGGUGGAGUGCCUUGCAGUCAUCCUGGCUCAUGGGGCUGAUGUUUCUCUGCAGGAUGCUUCAGGGUUUACUGCUUUACACCUUGCUGCCAAAAACAACCAUCCCGAAUGUGUCAGAAAGUUGAUACAGAGUAAGUGUGUGGUUGAUGCUGUGGACAUCUCAGGAAGGACGGCUCUUCAUCACACAUCCGCCAAUGGAAACACUGCGAUAGUUCAUCUUCUGUGCGAGCACAAAUGUCAAGUCAAUCUUAAGGACUUGGAUGGCUUGACGCCCCUUCUUUUGUCAACCAGACAUGCACACGCAGAAGUCUGCCAGAGUUUGGUGGACUGUGGUGCUGACGUCAACGCUUGUGACAAAAACGGCAGAACUGCAGUAAUGUUGGCUAGUGAGAGCAGCUGUCCGGCUGCCGUAGAGCUGCUUGUGCAGAGGGGAGCUGACCUGGGCAUGGUGGACUCGCUGGGUCACGAUGUACUGCAUUACGCCAAACUUUCAGGCAGCAGUGAAGUUCAAACUAUUCUCAAUACAGCUCUCCACAGACAGCAGUCUGAGUCAGGAGCAGAUAAGAGUGCCGCAAGAACCCCUAAGCAUGGUCAAAUGGCUAAGCUAAAUGAGGACAGAAGCUUCACCCCCAAAAAGAGAAAAGCACCUCCUCCUCCCAUUAGCCCACUCCAGUCAGCUGGUAUUGUCUCGCCACCUUUCUUUACUCCAUCUGAAACUCCUCUGUCAAGUAAAAGUGAUUCAUCUAAGAGAUUCAAUUUCAAGGAGGAGGAGCUAAAGAGUGCUGCACUAAAGGAGGAGAUAGAAAAGCUGCACGAAGAAAAGAGCAUGCUGCUCGAGACCAUUGAAGAUCUGAAGCAGAUUGUGGAGCAGACUGAGCCUAAGACAGAGCACUGUGGAAAUGUGGACUCAACACUGAUUGCAGCCCUGCAAGCAAAAAUAUCUUCUCUCUCCCUGGAAAACCAGCAGCUCGCCCAAAUAAUAAAGAAACGUCCAGCUCCCCAAGGAGAGGAAGGCCAGGGGGUAUCCCGUCCAAACAGCAUUGAAUCCAAUGCCUCAUACCACUCCACUCAUGCUGAUUUUGAGCUUUCCAGUGAUGUGCACGUCCACACCGGUGACGAAGAGGAUCUCUCUGAGGUGUCUGCUCUCAGUGGCUCCUCACUCAAACAUGAGAUGGAUGAGAAAGCCAUAAAGUUAUGUGCAGAUGAAGAAAUCGGGCUGUUGCGGGAUGCACUGGAGAGUCUACAGACCAAACUGCAAGAGUCCAGAAUGGAGAAUCACUCCCUUCAGGCCAGACUCAAUACUGACUCUACACUGCAAGAUACCCCAAAAUACCAAGAAGCUUUGCAAGAAUUGCAGGCACUCAAGGAGGUGAGGGAUGAUUUAAAUAGAGAAGAAGACAAUGUGGUGCAGAAGUUUCAGUAUUUGAAGGGCUGCCUGGAGCAAGAGGUAAAAGAACUGAAGGGAAAGUUGGCCAAGUCACAGGAGGAACAAAAGCAGGAUGCUUGUUUGAUAAGGGAUCUUCAGGCUCAGAUUCAGAGCGGUUGUCUAUCCGAGGAUGAGCGUCAAGAAAUGAAGAACACCUACAAUGCUUUGGUGGAGAAUAUUAACCAGGAGAAGGUGCUGUUGAUCGAGAAGUACAAGGAGUCUCAAGAGGAGAUCAAGAUGCUUCAGGAGGCGCUUCGCGGCACUGUGCCCGUUGAGGCCGCUGCCAAAGACUUUGAGGAGAUGAAGGCAGAGCUCAGUGAGAUUAUUGAGGGCCUGCAGAAGAGGCUUUUGGAGCUUUCAAAAUCAUACAGCGAAGCCAAAAGCGAGCUUAGCACUGCCCGCAACCAGCUGCAGGCCAAAGCUUCAGAGCCCGAGGACAAGCCAGAUGUGGUGUGUGUCACCAAGGAGGAGCACGAGCAGAAAAUUCAAGAGCUGGCUUUCAAGAUGAAGGAUGUUCAGAAUGUUCUAAAGGACACGGAGGCCAAGCAUCAAGCGGCACUUAAAGAAAUCACCCAGCUUCAACGAGAUGCUGAGAACCAUGCCCAGGCUUCUGUAGCCAUUGCAGACCACACCCAGGUGGUGGCAUCCUUGGGGAAUGCCAUCAAGAACCUGGAUGCCGAAGUUGAAGUUCUUCAACAGCAGCUUGCCCAGAAGACUUUGCAGGUGGAUGCUUUGCAAAAUAGACUGACAGUUGAGAAGGACGUAACUCCGAAUGAUUCGUUAUCCAGACUGGAAUAUGAGCAAAUGAGGGAGACACUGGAGGGUGAGAUAAGUCACCUGAAUGACCUGCUAAAGGGUGCUCUUUUGAAACAGGAUGAGAUGGCCCUGGAGGUGACGGCUGCGUGGCAGGAAGUAAAAGACAGCAGAAAUGAGAAAGAAGCUGCACAGGAGCUUGCUGUAUGUAGGGAACAGGAAUGCAGGGCAGUAAAUGCAAGGUACAGGGAGGCCCAGGUUGUCAUUGUUCAGCUGAAGAAGCAGGUGGAGAACCAUGUGAAAACUGAGAGAGAGAAAAAUAAAAAGAUUGAUGAGCUAUCAAAGGAGGUUAUCAAGUUGAAAGAUGCUCUGAACAGCCUUUCGCAGCUGUCAUAUACCACCAGCACCCCUAAGAGACAACAGAGCCAGCAGGUGGAUUUACUCCAACAGCAGAUCAAACAACUACAAUAUGAACUUGCUGAGUCUAAGAAACAGCACCAUGAAAUUGUUUCAGUCUACCGAAUGCAUCUUCUCUAUGCUGUGCAGGGUCAGAUGGAUGAAGACGUGCAAAAGGCUUUGAAACAGAUACUUGUAAUGUGCAAAAUGCCAACCGAGGCCAAGUGAAGAAACUGAAACUGUAGUUGUUCAUGAACUGCCAAAAAACAGUGAUCUCAAGUCCAGGAUCCAUCAAUUAACACUACACAUUUAGUCAUUCUGGGCAAUUGAAAUUGCCUUUGGCCAUCCCCACAUAUUAUGGAGAAAUAUUGCGAACUUAAAUGAUUAAUGAAAAGAGGAAACAAUCAAUCCUGCUAAAUGUGCACAAAUUCUCCUUGGUCAUACAGUACCAGACAAAAAAACACAAUCUACAGCACAUUUUCUGAAAUGUAUCCUGAAAACCAUUUCUAUUUUAUUUUUUUAAGAAAUAUGAUCAGUAUUGGAUCUUGUUACAAUGUAAUCAGAAUUAGUUUAUUAGUUUCCAUUAGAAUGCCUAUCAAUAACAAAGUAAGCGCAAUGCACGGUUUAGUACUGUACAUUGGCCUGCAAGGCAGUUCAAUGGUACUCACUUAUGACAACCAUGUUUUCUUUUAAAUGCAGUUGGAGUGCGUGUAUUUUCUAAAAUUGCUACUAGUUGUAGUAUAUGCAUGCUGUGAAAACUGAAGCGGUUCAAUGUUUGUUCUAAGACAUUGUGACCUUUUUGAAUUAUCCACUAUUUCAGGGUAUGUGCUUUGACAAAACGCCCAUGCGCCAAAUGCACUUUCCUUAGACAGUAUUCGGUCUUUCUUUAAAGCCAGCAUUUACCUGCCAUAUCCAGGAUACCUGAUGAGUUAUGUCCAUGUGCCUCUGCUCUUUUCUAUGGCCUAUGGUAAUAUUUUUGAGAAUAUAGCAUUUGAAGCUGCACUAUAUUUCUUUGCAUUAUGCUUUGUUGCUUGGUUAUACCAGGUUCCUGCACUGUAGUAAAAUAUGUUAUUAGUUGUACUAUAGAUUUGUAUUUUCCAGUACAUCCUAAACCUGUAGCCUUUUUAAAUCACAGUAUGUUAAACAAUAACUGUAGUUAGUGAUAUACUAAAAAUGAGUGGCAUACAACAGUGUGGGGUGAGUUCUACCCUAGAACUUAAGUGUAGUUGUGGUUUUGUAACAAAUAAGGUUUUGGUAUGGAUGUGAUGAUGCUAUAUGGGCAGAAUUAAUUUACAUGUAUCAUAAAUUUACAUGUAAAGUGUGAACAGAAUCCCCCACUUUAAGAGUUACCAAACUUUGGGCCACAUAGAGGGUUUUUGACACUAAGCAACAAACACUCUUAUGUAUUAAGAUAUUAAAUUUACAGUUGCACUUGAAAACAUGCUAUUCAUUUGUAGAGCAUGGGGGUAGAUAUGUUAUUUUUAACUAUGCACUAAAGACUAGCUCAUUACUUUAAGUAAAUUGUUGUACUUUCAUGAUUUGAGUUUCAAUAUUGCAUCAACAUCAGACAAUGCAUCACACAGGAUUUGUGUAUGAAAUAGCACUUUUAAGUGCAAUCUUUCGUUAAAUCAGAUUUUGUUGAUCAGCUACCUUUCCAGACAACCUGUUAGUUAAAUGCUGUAGCCAUUUUUUUUUAAGUGCCAAUACAUUACCAAACUUCACUAAGAACAUACUAAAACACAGUAUUUAUAGAUCAAAUGGCAAAUACCACUGUUGUAUGAGAUGAUAAAAUAAUUAAAACACCUGUAAAGUAAAAUAAUCUUGUUGAAUUGCUUCCAUCCAUCUCGGGAAUUUAUAAGUGUCAUAUUUCAUAAUUAGUUUAUAUUUCAUGAAGCUGUUUUUGUUUGUUUUCUUAUGUAUUUGUAUUUGAGUACAAGUUGUUGGCCAAGUAUUUUUGCUUAGUAAUUAAACUAAUGAAUUGGUUCUUAUUUGUCUUCACUGUUGCAAAAAAAAUUCUAAAUGCAUUUUUAAACAUGCUUUCUUUUUAAGUAAUUUGGGGGUUAGGAGUGGGCAUGCUUGAUUUCGAGUUGCUCAUCCUUUUAUCAAACAAAGUUGCUACGACUUCUCCAUUAUUAACACAGAGUGAAACACCAGUAAUUCUACAAUAGCAGCAAUUUUUUUUUUAAUAAAGCUUGUAGGGUUACUACCAAUAUCACUGAUGUCACUGCAUGGCCAUACCCCUAGAAACUUGUUUUACUUAUUAAAAGAAUUAAUCACCCAGA
Myxocyprinus asiaticus (Chinese sucker) is the source of this 5315-nucleotide messenger RNA. RefSeq names its product retinoic acid induced 14 (gene rai14). Bases 268 to 3261 code for a protein of 997 amino acids. NCBI's taxonomy places the organism in Eukaryota, Metazoa, Chordata, Actinopteri, Cypriniformes, Catostomidae. The record is from RefSeq and is a predicted model, not a curated record. The transcript is spliced from 18 exons. Gene Ontology annotation, molecular function: actin binding.